Molecule: messenger RNA, 4203 nt
Organism: Mugil cephalus (flathead mullet)
Lineage: Eukaryota; Metazoa; Chordata; Actinopteri; Mugiliformes; Mugilidae
Product: B- and T-lymphocyte attenuator-like
Exons: 7
Coding region: 1396-2463 (355 amino acids)
Biological process (GO): immune response-regulating cell surface receptor signaling pathway
Cellular component (GO): plasma membrane
Molecular function (GO): signaling receptor activity
Source: RefSeq, a predicted model, not a curated record
CGCGCCGACAAAGGACACGGUCAACGCGGAGCCAUGUGGGCGGGGGUGGAAGACACAGAUCUAACUGCUUUAACAGUCCUUCAUUUAAGCAUAGGCAAAAUAAAGCAGAUCCCCCCUUUAGUCAUCCUCUCUUGGUUUAACUAAACUUUUAACCUCCUUUGUAAAACUGUUUGUGUGACUGUGUUUAUACUGAACACAGGAAGAUCAGGAUGUAAAGGCCGCAAAGUAAAUCUACUAAAUCCCAACCCUGGCUAUUGAAUAAAGGGGAGUCUCCUCAUUUGGGGGAAGAAGCUCAUGUCUAUUAAUCAGUAGUGUGAAACUGUUAAGUGUAAAGUACACAGAAAGUUAAUUUACAAAACCAAAAUGGGAGAAUGUGAAACAAAAGCCUCUCGUUGCACACUGCUGCGUGACGCUGACUCGAGUGGUUAUGCCGGGGAGCAUGCAACGCAGCUGUCUAACUCCGGGGAAAUGACGCGCUGCGUUAAGGCGCCUCUAGAGGACAUGUUCCUGCGCUAAAACCCGAUUUAUGUGGGGGGAAGGUGUGAGCAGUCAGUGCCUGAGGGUCCUGCGGGUGAAGGGAGAACUUACAGUGUAAACCACCAGCAGGCUGGAGUUUUCAAGGUUAUGAAGGUACUCCGCCAUUUUCGGCUCGUCGGAAACCGAACUCGUCUACGUCAUGACGUAAAGGGAGGGAGUUUGCGCAGUCGUCCCCGCUCGACUUGCAGUGAGCCCGACACGCCAACUGGUGGAGCACUCCAUUAAAACCUGAAUGAAGCUGAAUCAUUAUCAGAAAACCAAGUCCAUGGGCUGAUGGUGUUGUAAGAUAGCAACCACAUGUGCACACACAUCAACGAAAUGGGCAUUGAAGCCCAGGAGGCCACAUCUCUUCUUCAGUGCAUUGUAAAUCCUCCACUGAAACCACAGAGCUCUGCACAAGGCCGCACGCCUUUGCAGGAGACGUGGAGGGUGAAGAUGAAAGGAUGGGAGAGGAGAGAGGAAGUGAGUUUGAAGAACCACAGAUGCUGCCAAGAAGUGAUGAGGAAGGCGUCAAGGUGCACAGACUGAAACAAGACUCGGAAAUGAGAAGAAUGUGUGUGAGAGGGAGAUGUCAGUAUCACACGAGAUUUGCUUCUUUAACUGAAUGGCAGCGGCAGGGUCGUGUGGGAAGCCCCUAUUUUGAGAUGUUUCUGUGUUUUGCAGAAGAUAGAGACCACCCACCAACCUCCACUACUAUCACUACCUUAAAGGGGAAAGAGGUAGGAAGGGAGUGAGCCGAGAGUAGAAAGAGGAAGCAGCAGGUUUUACAGAAGCUGAGAUGUCGCCGUUUCUCUGUUUUGUUUAAGCAAAUAAAGAUGUGCUCGGAUGAUCAUUUCUCAGGCUGUACGUGAUUGAAAAAUGACAGGAGAGAGUUUUUCAAUCAUGAGGCCGAAGCACAGCUGGAUCGUCCUGCAUGUGUCCAUCUUGGCAUGGUUGCUUCUCGCCAUAAACGCUGACAGUGAAGAAUCAAAGUGUGACGCUGGAAUCAGAGUACGCCGCAACACAGUUUACAACGCCACGGUUGGAGAGAAUUUUAAGAUUAAUUGCCCAGUUGUUUUCUGCAACAAUUCACCACCAACUGUCUCCUGGUAUAAACAAGGGGAAACUAAGCUUCCAGUCAAUGUCAGCAGUCACAUUAAAACAGAGUGGGAGAUGAUAAACGACUCGGAGGGGACAUCAAUUUUGAUCUUCAGAAACAUCCUCAUGAAUGACUCUGGUCCGUAUCAGUGCCGUAGUGAAGGAGAUGUGAGCCAUACCAUCAACGUCUCCGUCUAUGGUGAGUGUGACUUCUCAGUGACUCAAGAAACCAGUUUUCAAUGUAUACAGCCAAGAUUUCGAACAGCUAAUCUAAAUUAUAAAACAUAUCUGUUUUCACUCAGUACAUUAGCUCUGUGUUGUUUCACAGAUAAUUACGAGACCACCAAUGUCACAGAGAUCAUUGCCACAAGAGACCCACAGCAAGGUACUAAAAUCAGCAAGCUCUGGAUGUAUGUGUACUGUGCUGCCGGGAUCACCGCAUUCAUCAUCAUAGUGAUAAUUAUAUCUGUCAUAUCAAUGCGAAGGUGUAAAGGGAAAUCAAAGAAAAAGCCAGAAAAUCAGUACAUUGAGAUCCCCAUGAUCCAACAGCCCUCGCCGCGUGCCAACCUCCAUCGCUCACCAAGAGGAAGCCCCUCCGUGCCUCCGUCUCGGAGAUCAACCAAGAGAAACAAGUCGCCGAGGCAACCAAACGAGCUGAGACUAUCGAGAGGUAAUGAGCAGCUCUUUGGCGAGGUGGAAGAGGACAGGCUGAGACCGAGUAACACGGGACAAGAGGAGGCUUCUAUAGUGUACGCUGCUCUCAACCAUCACCUGCCACCGAGGCCCGCCGCUCGUCCAAGGAUACUAGUGGAGGAGAACUCGGAGUACGCAGCAAUCCGUGUUUCAUAAAGAUCCAUAAACAACUGGAAUAAAUUACACUAUAAACGCACAUGGGACUGCCUAUGUCCUAUUCAAAAGGGAUAACAACAACUCUCACAUGAAGGAGUAUGGAUACAGAAAACUAUUUUAUGUUUUCAUAAAAACUCAGACUUGCUUGUUCACCUUCAGUAUGACUUGCAAGAAUGACUCCACAGCAAAACACAACCUUUAUCAACACCAUAAUGUCAUACAUUUUGGCAAUGUGCUAAAAUGUCAAAUAGAAUUUCCCCCCAUUUGUUGCUUCUUUUGCUAACACUUCUGGAAACUGAAAGUACAAGGUUAUUGUUAGCGUAUAGCUAGCAAUAGCCAGACUAUAUGACCACAAACAACUACGUACUGCACACAAACAACUCUGGUUUAUUCUGGUUUGCAUCCUAAAGCUGUAAUAACUUGUAUUAUUCUAUUUCUCAGGAUCAUUGGUGCUUUGAGUUUACUGGUGUAUUAUUUUGGGAAAUGAUAUGAGGUUGUCAUAUGUUACUCAAGCGUUGCUGCACAACUGUUAAAAAUAGGCAUGCAAUUGCACCAGUGACAUGUUCCUUCAUCACCAAGACCAUGGGCACUGUAGUCUAUCAUAACCAAACGCGACACUGACCUCCCUGCUGUCGUAAAUUCUCACUAGAGUGGCAAAUAUGUGUUACUACUGAAAAUAGUCCCAAAGGAAUGUGCUUUUACUCACGGUUGAGUAAUUGUUGAAUGUCUCAACAACAAAACCUCCCGUUUCCGACUGUUCUUUGAAAGUGGUGAGCCUUUAAAUACUGUAGCCUACUCCAGGAAUUUUCAAUAUUUAUUGGCCAUAGCUUAAAUAAAGUGCAAUCACAGCAACAGAGACAAAGUAGACAAGAGCAAUAGGACGACAGAGAAACGAUGGUUACCAAUGUGCCUUGGGUUCUAUGAAUUCACUAUUUCCGGUGUAAGAAUGACAAAGUACCAAGAAACCAUACAAGAUAAAUUUCAAUGCUCCAAAUUAAAGUUAAACCCAUCUUUCAGAGGAAGAAUCACAGUAUAAAACAGAAGGGAUUGGUCAUGCAGAAAAACAUGGAAUAGCUUUGGGUUAGAUGUAAACAUAUGCAUGGGCCAAAAGUGUUUAGAGUAUUACCACUCUAGCUGUGUGAAAGGGGAGACAGCAGCUUUAAAUUAUUAAAGUACAAAUAUGUGACCAGAUUAGAAAGAUUUAAAAAUGUAAUGAGAGCCACAGACAGGGUAGUGAAAUGGACAAACGUUAUUAUAAAUGCUGGUAUUUCUAUGAAUCAUGAUCAGUCUUCUCUAAAAACAGAGGAAGUCAGGCUACAAAGUCCUCAAACUGUGUAAACGGGAGACCAUGUCUUUCUUAACUUUAUAUAGUUUUAUGGAUUCUUGUAAUAUUUAUCUGUAUCUUUUGGGGGUUAGAAAAUCACUUGAAUUCACUCUUGAGAAAACAUCACAGGAGUGGUUUUGUAUUUUUGCAGCCGGUACCUUAUGGCUAUUGACUCAUUUUCCGACUAUAUGAAUGAUUUAGAGCUUUCGUAAUUAUUGAUUAGCAUUCGUUAGGGAAAGGUGAAUGUAAUAUUACUAAUUUUGUGCAAUCAAAUAAUAUAAUAUAUUUCAAUCAGUCAACUGCUCGAUUUUUGUAUGAUUAUGCUGUAUGAUGCCAUCACAUCUGGCUCUUGUGCUAUUGUUCCUCAAACUGUCUAUAAACAUGGAAGCAAAGAUAAACUGAAAGUUUCACAUCUA